Molecule: messenger RNA, 858 nt
Organism: Fibroporia radiculosa
Lineage: Eukaryota; Fungi; Basidiomycota; Agaricomycetes; Polyporales; Fibroporiaceae
Exons: 2
Coding region: 1-858 (285 amino acids)
Molecular function (GO): protein binding
Source: RefSeq, a predicted model, not a curated record
AUGUCUCCCGCCUACCCUCUCCGACCACGCUCUACUCCGUAUACCGGCCCAUCCACAAAUGACACCAUCUUGAACGAUCCCGUCGAGUUGGCCGGCAUGAUCGUCGCCAUUGUUAUCGCCGUCGGCGGAGGGCUCGGUCUUGGGAUCUACUUCCUCUGGAAGAGGCGGCAGACAAAAAAGAACACAGACCACCUUGGGUUCGCUGCGCUCUCCAAGGGCCACGAUCGAAAGCCAUCCGUCGAGACUCGCAUGCGCAGGGAAGACGACGACAUGUCCCGCGCGCAGCUGCUCCCCAGCAUCGUCCUGCCCGAGCGGUCCGCCCCCGGAAAGGACGAGGCCCCCGUCCAAAUCGUCGAGCACCUCGUCUCACCCGGCCCCUCCCCUCCGCGCUCACCUCCGCGCUCCCCGCCACCUCGCUCGCCCCCCCGCGACUCGCUGCAGCUGCCCCGCGACUCCCGCCGACCGCGGACCCGGCGGCACCGCUCCUCGGGCUCGGUCUUUGUCGCAACGUCCUCGUCGCUGCGGACAAGCACGUACAUUGCGUCACCCACAUUCGACGACACACACCGGCACAAGGUGCAGCAAGCGUUCACGCCCGCCCUGCCCGACGAGCUUGCGAUCUCCGUCGGGGAGCGCCUCGCGGUCGUCCGGGGCUUUGGAGACGGAUGGUGUAUCGUUGGCCGGGAGAAGCGUACGGCGGUGGGCGACAUCGAGCUCGGCGCGGUGCCGAUGUGGGUCUUUACGCCGCCCGAGACAGGGCGCGUGCCGCAGCGGCCGAUGCGCUCGUUGAGUGUGGGCGUGAGCGUGACGCUGGAUGCGCCGGGGGGCCCGUCAUUUUCGUGGACGAAUGUGCGGUAG